Molecule: messenger RNA, 1748 nt
Organism: Trematomus bernacchii (emerald rockcod)
Lineage: Eukaryota; Metazoa; Chordata; Actinopteri; Perciformes; Nototheniidae
Product: fibronectin type III domain-containing protein 7-like
Exons: 9
Coding region: 135-1748 (537 amino acids)
Molecular function (GO): protein binding
Source: RefSeq, a predicted model, not a curated record
GCUAUUUAUACCAGCACAGACACCAGGUAUGUUUAGAAAAAGGUGAAACCUUGAAGAGUGAAGCAUUUAAAUCCAACAGAAGCUGCAUAGUGUGAGGAGAGAAGUCAUUUUUUUACAUUUUACUUCAAGAAAAGAUGAAGUGGCCAGCGAUUUUUGUCUUGCUGAGCAUAUGCUCACAGGCUGCAGCACAAGAUAUCGAAGUAUCCGUGUUCUCUGCAACAUCGAAGAGCGCGAUUCUCAGAUGGACCAGGGUCCACGGAGCCAGCUCAUACAAGGUCAUCGCCGCCACCAAGAACUCCCCAGGCAGCCCCGUUGGUUAUGCCUUGUUUGGUCCAAACACAGUGAUGGGCACCAUCAACUCUCUGUCCCCAAACAUCAUGUAUACAUUCACAGUUGCAGCUCUGGAUAAUGCUCAAGGGAUACUAAACAUUGGAACUAUCGAUUCUUCCUCGGCUCCUGAGGUGAUGGAUCCCCUCCGGACAGUGAAGUCGAAGGACAGCAAGACUUUUAUGGUGUCUUUCAGCUUGAAGACAGGGGUGACAUCUUACAUCAUACGAUUGCAGAAUCCCAACCGCUUCAUCAGAGAAAACAUCGUGUUCUCCUCCCCCGCUGAGAUUGAGUCCCUCGAACCGUACACGAGACCUCCUGUGCCAUCUAUUGCCAAUUUCUCCAUGGUGAUAAAUAACGGUUUGGCCGGUAUCUCAGUAUCCUGGGAACGGGAUGAGGGAGUCUUUGGGUCCUUCCAGUACCAUGUGAUGAGCGACCAGAACCUCACCUGUAACUCCACAUCCAGCUCCUGCACCCUGUCUCCAGUGGGCUGCGGAGAGGUACACACCGUCCGGGUCAGCACCUCCGACGAGGCCGGGCCCAGCGACCCAUCCGGCCCCGUGGUGUUCAUCACCUUCCCCUGCCCCCCACAGUCUCUGGCUGUUGUGGAGUCGACAGAAGGAAGCUGCACGCUGACCUGGGACACGGUGACUUACGUCGACAGCUACACAGCCUUCAUCAAGAGAGGAGACGGUGCAGAGGAGAGCUGCAACACCACCAGCAGGAGCUGCACCUACAACUGCACAUGUGGCCACACAUACCUGAUGUCUGUGAUGGCCUUCAACCAGGCUGGCAGCAGUCCUGAAGGACAGGUUCUCAACUACACCACCUUGGCCUGUUGUCCAGAGGGUGUAUCCAUCUCCGCCGUGAGCACUGACACGUUUGAGAUCACGUGGACGGCCUCUCGGGGGGCAGAGCUGUACCAGACUCGAGCUGCAGACAGUUCAGAGGUCAUCCUGUGUAACGACACGGCUCCGGUGUGCGCCCUCUCUGACCUCAGCUGCGACAGUUCCUACAGCGUGGUGGUGACACCCUGCAACGACAUCAGCGGAUGCAACCGGGCAUGCAAAGCUCACACACAAAGCACAGCUCCAUGCAUGCCGAUGAAUCUGAUGUUGACUCGGAGAAACUCCUCCUGCUUCAGUGUCAGCUGGACUGCAAACAACAGGCUUGCCAAUUACACCGUGACAGCGUCGGGAGAUGACGGCACACGCACCUGCAACACCGACGGAAACGGCUGCGACAUCACUGACCUUCCUUGUGGCUCUAACUUUGAAGUCAGCGUCAUAGCAACCAGCCCCGCAGGCUUGGGUUUACCCAGCUACUCUGAAUUUUCGGAAACAGGACCGUGCUGCCCGGUGGAUCUGACAGUGGAUCAGGUGACGCAGGCAAUGAGCAAUGUGUCAUGGUCUCGCCUCUAA